This is a messenger RNA of Hermetia illucens (black soldier fly), 574 nucleotides long. RefSeq lists its product as uncharacterized. The transcript has 4 exons. Lineage: Eukaryota; Metazoa; Arthropoda; Insecta; Diptera; Stratiomyidae. The record is from RefSeq and is a predicted model, not a curated record. Bases 27 to 470 code for a protein of 147 amino acids.
CUUCUGGUAUCCUCAAGGCUGAGGUCAUGGCAUCUGAUGGAAUCGCCCAAGAUAUCGCAGUCUUCAAAAGAAAAACUGGCUUUAGUUAUGAGAAGUUUAGAUAUCAUGAGUUCUAUGGAUACCUUACCUUCACUGACCUCUGGGCACAGUACAGAAGGCUUAGAGUGAAAUUUCUGUUCAGCGUUGGUCUGGGAAGUAUCACAGCACGUGUGGGUGCCAACAAAGUUUUCGUUAAACUUACCCUUGACGAUGAUAGCAGUAAACUUUUUGGUUACAGAUUGGUGGAAUACUACAUAAAAGUUCACGUCAAGCAUGUAAAAGUUAGAGUCUAUAACAACCUUCCAGUGGUUGACUGGAUAUUCUCACAAAUUGUGAAUUAUGUUUCGAACCUUUAUGUCAAGCAAAUUUCAUUAAUGAUUGAAAAGAACUUGAAGGAUGCCAUCAAAAAAGUGUUUCGUAAAAAAUUGUAAUAGGACUUCAUCCCUCUUUCUUGAACAAAUUUGAUUAUGUUUUAUUCGCGUUUAUAUAUUGUUGAAACCGAAAAUACUAUCUAUUGACAGUUUUUAAUAAAUUU